AUGCUUUACAAUGGUAAUCCAAGAAUGGCCAAUUUUUUUUGUAAAGUGUAAAAAAACUUUGCAUUACGUCUUCGUCUUACUCCGAGACGCCUUCUGACAGGAGUGACACGCAUCCGCCCGUGAUGCAUUCCUGAACAGAACCAAGGUCAUCACUAAAAACAAUGUUUACCUAAAGUCGAAAUCACGAAAGGUGACGAUUAAGUCAUCAUUUUAGUCUCUAGUAAAGACCAACGACAGCGAUUUGUGAAUACUUUUAAUGAAGUUUCAGAUAUGUUAGACAGAGACACACAUAAUUUUAUUGUCUAAAUAAACUGUACCGUAAAGAGCGGCUACUUUGUAACACUACUCACUACUGCCUAGUGCCUACUUUGUGACAAAAAUAUAUUAAAAUAUUUUUCCACCAAGAUACAAUGCCACGAGUGUAUAGAAGAAAAAUUGGUAGUCGCAAUUACAAAAAUUAUACACAAGAAAAAUUAGCAGAAGCCUUCACGAGAUAAGGAGUAAACGGAUUUCACUACGCGGUGCUGCAGAAAAAUAUAAUAUCCAUUGAAAUGUUUUAUGGCUGAAAAUAAAAGAGAGACAUAAGAACAAACCUGGACAACAAAAAGUGUUUGCUGAGGAGGAAGAAAAUAUAUUUGCAG
Acanthoscelides obtectus is the source of this 641-nucleotide messenger RNA. The record is from the annotation of a GenBank genome assembly. Lineage: Eukaryota; Metazoa; Arthropoda; Insecta; Coleoptera; Chrysomelidae.